AUGAUGAGACAGGCAACCAUGGAUUUCAGCACUCCAUCUGUGUUUGAUCAGCAAAAAGGUGAUUCAUCUGAAGAAGUUGACCUGACCAUGGUUUAUCAGGCAGCAUCUAAUGGAGAUGUCAAUGCUUUGACUGCUGUGAUUCGGGAAGACCCUUCCAUCCUAGAAUGCUGUGACAGUGAAGGAUGCACACCCUUAAUGCAUGCGGUUUCUGGACGUCAAGUGGACACAGUGAAGCUGCUGUUGAAGAUGGGAGCCAAUAUUAACAUGCAGGACGCUUAUGGCCGAACAAGUCUAUGCCUGGCAACCUAUCUGGGUUGGCUGGAGGGCUGUGUGAGUCUACUAAGAAAUGGUGCCAAGCACAAUAUCCCUGAUAAAAAUGGCCGUCUGCCACUGCACGCUGCCACCGCUGAGCCCGAUGUGAGGCUCCUAACAGUCCUGGUACAACAGUCAAGCCUCAAUGAGAUUAAUCAGCAGGACAGUGAGGGAAUGACACCACUCCACUGGGCAGCUUUCCACAACCGGCCUCAACACACCCAAAUGCUGCUGAAGAAGGGGGCAGACCCCACCCUUGUGGAUAAAGACUUUAAAACGGCUCUCCACUGGGCUGUGCAGAGUGGAAAUAGAAUUCUGUGUUCCAUCAUUCUGAGCCAUCACCAGGGUCCGUCCAUAAUCAACUACGACGAUGAGAGUGGGAAGACGUGUGUGCACAUCGCCGCAGCAGCAGGUUUCAGUGACAUCAUCAACGAGCUGGCAAGAUUCCCGGAGUGCAACCUGCAGGCUCUGGAUGUGGACGACAGGACACCUCUGCACUGGGCUGCAGCUGCAGGAAAGGCAGACUGUGUGCAGUCACUGCUGGAGCUGGGCAUAGACAGCAACCUGCGAGACAUCAGUGAGAGCACACCCCUGGCCUAUGCCCUGUACUGCGGCCACACGGCCUGUGUCAAGCUCCUCUCCCAAGAGAGCAGAACAGAGCCUACUCGACCCCUUCCUUCCCAGAAGAGUAGACCCCAGAAGAAGGAGGGACGAUUCAGCAUGCUCAAUCAAAUCUUCUGCAGGAACAAAAAAGAAGAGCAGAGGGCCUAUCAGAAAGAUCACAGCAGGGACUGGCACAGGGGGGAGGCCACCUCGGAAGUUGAUGACAUCAUCACCACCUUUGACAGCAACAUGGAUACCAACUGCCAAGAACAGCCUGGUGAUCAGGUGGCUACGGUUGACUUUAAGAAGAGGACCUCAGAGAAUUCAAAAUAUCACUUGCCAGAAAAAAAGCCUCUGGCCCAUAAAGGACUUCCACCAAUCAGAACGCAGAGUCUCCCACCCAUCACCCUAGGCCAUAACUUCCUGACAGCCACCCAGAGGGCCACUUCCCAUGCUGGCCUGAGCUCUGGUACUCAACAUGCUGCCCAGCAAUCUCAGAAAAGCCGAAGUGAGCAGGAUUUAUUGAAUAACAGAACUGGCUGCCAGGUAUUGCUAGAUAACCAGGUGUUCUAUAAAGCUUGGACUGUGUCUUCUUCUGAUAAGCUGCUAGACAGGUUGCUUACCAGCAGAUCCCGUCACCAGGAGGUAUCAGGGCCGCCACAUCUUCCUCGUCUACAGAAUCCUUCAUCAGGACAAAAUUUUCAGCAUCUCUCCCCAAACAGACCUAAAAUCUGGGAUCUUCCUUUCACCCAGAACAACUUGGCUCCCUUACCAGACCAAAAAUUUCUAUCUGGAGAACCUCUACGGACAAACCGAGUGCUUCCUGCUAUUCCAAGCCAGCGGGGACACAGCCCACCGGCUGAAGAGAGUGAAAACUGCCAGUUCCACCAAUGA
Mesoplodon densirostris (Blainville's beaked whale) is the source of this 1809-nucleotide messenger RNA. RefSeq names its product ankyrin repeat domain 55 (gene ANKRD55). Bases 1 to 1809 code for a protein of 602 amino acids. Gene Ontology annotation, molecular function: protein binding. Lineage: Eukaryota; Metazoa; Chordata; Mammalia; Artiodactyla; Ziphiidae. The transcript is spliced from 11 exons. The record is from RefSeq and is a predicted model, not a curated record.